UGUAACCCGGAUUCUUUGAUCUACUUCUACUUUCCUCUAAUUAAUCAACGAAGCUUUAGUGUUGAGUGUUGACUUUCACGCAUCAUAUAUUGUUUAUUUAAUCAGUUGUCUCUUGUAAUUAAUGUUCCUUUCUUCUCAGUCUACCAUUUCUUACUGACUCUUUGAUUUUGGGCAGCUAGCUAGGUUUCUCCGUCACUGUUUCACCAGCAAGUCAAAUCGCAAGCAUUAUCAAAGGUUGAACCACCGCCACCUAAACAUCUAAUUUUAAAUCAGACAACCAAGCCAAUCGGUUAAGCUGCUUACCAAAGAUAUAUAAGUCGUGCAUGAUAGCGUUGUUUAACAUGUUUAAUGAUUGAUUAAUCAUUGUUUUCAUAUUUUCACAGAAACCUAUAGAGUAUAGACUAUAGUUUAUUGUUUUUAGUUCCGAGUUCGUUUGGGUUUCUGCGGUUAGCUCCAUUAACUUUGGAGGCUCAUAUCGGGGCAGUAUUGUGUUUGUUAUUUUUACAGAGGUGCAUUCUACUGUUUUUUUUCUAGGGACUUCUUAUAUGGUAAUGAGGAUCUGCUUGACCAUUAGAUUUAGUAAUAUUGAAGACGUGAAGAGAACCACCUUUUAAGGUGGAUGGAAUCAUAUGAUAAGCAUAAAUGUAUAUAAUUAUAUAAGUUCUUGAUUUUUAUGUGAAAAAUUAAGAAAACAUACUUUUUGAAAGAAGAAGAAAAAAAAAAGGAAUAUAAAACCGGAUGAAAAUUUGUAUAGGAAUUAUUGAUAGAUAGAUAAUGGGUUCCACUAACUAGCAACUAAAUCGUGUUCAUGAAUUAGGAAUGAAACAUACAUAUGCAUGAUCAAAUAUUAGGGAAUAAUGAAGUAUACAAAACAAAAGAAAAAUAAGACUCAUGACCCCAAUGCUCCCCCACAAGAAGCAAUUAAGUUGAGACAAACUAGCCAGAAAUCAAAUCGAAUUUUGUGGUGAGCCCCACGAAUUCCAUUUUAUGAGCUGGCGGUAAUACGUACCAGACCAGUUACAUUAACAACACCGGCCUGGUAGCUGUGACAAGACGACGCCAUACCAGUCCAAAUCAUCCCAUCAAUGGCUUCGAGCUAAAGCCCAACUAAUCAAGGCCCACGCCGGGGAAGAGAAGAGAUGGGCCGUGGGGACUAUACAUACUAAUCAUUAAACUUUCCCACAAUCAUGAUGUUAUGUAUAUAUAAUAAAUUAAAUAACCCCUUUUCCUUCGUCUUCAUUUCUUUCCCAAUCUAUUGGUUGGUUCCCUUCUACACACAGAAACGAAGCAUAUAGCAAUCAAGUUCAAGGAUGGCGUGCGUAUUUAGUUUUCACAUCAAGUGAAACCUAGAGAGAGAGAGAGAGAGAGAGAGAAUGGCACCCAUCACCACCUUGUUCCUCUGUCUGUGCUCAUGUUUAGACUUUCUCAUCAACAACCCAUCACCACCGUGGCUACUCCAACUCCAUCACCACUCCUCCUCCUCCUUGUCUUCUUCUUCUUCUUCUGAUGAUGAUGAUCAGCGGCGGCAAGUCUCGCCGGCGGCGCCGCUCACCCUUGCUGCCGUGGGAGUGGGAUACGUUUUUCCUGAUGUUUAUUGAUCUUCGCCACACACGCACACAUACAUGUAUAUUUGAGACUUCUUUCUUCUUCUUCUUCUUUUUUUUUUUUGUGGUAGAAAGACUUCUUUCUUCAAGCUACGUACGUUACGUGCUAGUUCUUGAUCGGCCGUCAGCGGCAGGCCGGCAUGAGGUGAUCGAUUGCAGUUCGCAGCCUUAUGAUAGCUUCUCUGAUGCAUCUCCAAUGGCAGGCAACAUUAUUAGUUCUGAUGGCUGGCUGGGGAAGAAAGACGCAGUUCUUCUGUUCAUCGGGUUGAACAGAAGAACUGUCUUUUCUUUUGUCUCCCGGCCGUACCAACACACGAGUCGACCCGGACCCGGUGAAGAAAGCGGGUUUCACACACUCAUCGGGUUGGCCCGCGAUAAGAUUUCCGGACUGGAUGUCAAACAACAAUAUCAUUUCUCUUUAAUUUACCCGUUGUGCCUAUUUUUCGGUUUUAAUCCAUUUUCUUUAUAGGGUGAUCCAAGUACAGACUAUUAUUUUUUUAUGUAAUGUUAUAUGUUGUUAUUCAUAUGUAGACGAUAUUUGAUAUAUAAUUUAUCAAUGUAUGAAUAAUAGAAUGAUAUUUUCUUUUAUCCAUGCUAAACUGAUCGGCUAAAAACCUAAGACGAUCGAACCAUUAAUCCUCAACUUACUUACUCGACCAGUCGACCGGACCAACGGUCUAAAAUGAAUCAACAAUCUGGAUCACUUGUACAUCUAUAUGUCAAUUACCCAUUUACAUGAGUUUGUUGUUGUUGUUGUUAUGUUUCUUAUUCUACCAAUAUAUAAAAAAUCGUUAUCACUCGUACAUACAUCUGCAUGUCAAUUUGUUUCGUUAAGUUUGAUAGACAUUUGUGAGAAGAGAGUUAUUUUGAACCGAUGCACUGUGAGUACUCUCGUUAUCAAAAUAAAUGAAUAGAUUGAAAGUAGUUGUAGAUAUAGUUGAGGUUAUAAGAGCUCUACGUGACCCACUUAUUAAAAUAUAGUUGUGAUCAAAUAAAUUGAGGCUGAAUAAAAGUUUGAAAAUGUAGGCAAUUGAUUUGGUUCAUUAACUUUCAUUUUUUCACACCUUGCCUUUGUCGAUCUAGCCCCCCCCCCCCCCCCCCCCCCCCCCACCCCAAAAAAAAAAUGUAGGCAAAAUUCCUUUCUCUGUUAUUAUCAUUAUGUUAUUAACUAAGUAAAGCAACCAAAAAAAUGGAAACGAAAAGCUCUAGUGGUGACAAUGCUUCGUCAGACUUUUGAGUUAACAAAUCGUUAAAGCUUGCUGAUUAUCAGCUUUUGUCUGUCAUGUUAAUAUUGGAGUUUUUCUUAUCCCGGUGUAAAUAUAGGAGUUAGUAAAGCAAAUAAACGACGGUCAAUAUUUUUCUAUGGAUGAUAUAAGUUUUAUUAUUUUUCUAUGGAUGAUAUAAGUUUUAUUAUUUGUUUUUUUUAACAAUUCAAAUUAUUGAAACGCAAAUUUUUGUGAUAUAGUAUUAGGACGUUUUUUCAUAUUAACAAUAAAAUUCAGAACUCAACUAAUUCAAUUUUUUUUGCAAGAAAAUAAACCCAAUAAAAGAGAACAAGAUUCUAUCCAUUAAAUAUUACUGAAAAUG
Messenger RNA from Linum trigynum, 3191 nucleotides. The record is from the annotation of a GenBank genome assembly. Lineage: Eukaryota; Viridiplantae; Streptophyta; Magnoliopsida; Malpighiales; Linaceae.